GAAAUCCGUCCCCGAUCAUGCGAGCGAGCAAGUAACCGGCGGGGCCGUGGGGGGCAUUCAUCCUCGUUACCCGGCGGAUCUCGGGGCUGGGCACCGCCGCGAGGAAUGCGCGUUUUGUUUUUUCCCGCUCGAUUCGUUUCUGUGGCCGCUAUUGGAUCAACGUCUCGCUCGUUGCUGCUGCUCUUCCCCUUCCCCCUUCCUCUUCCUCUUCCCCUCCCCCUUGCCCCCGUCAAGGCUCGCUCGCAGGCGCGCAGGCACGCAGGCAGGCGGGGGGCAGACACGCAGCCACCAGCAGUCGAGGGGGCAGCGGCAGCAGCAGCAGGAGGAGGAGGAAGAAGCGCACUAGUAAUAGCAGGAGGAGGAGCGGCAGGAGCUUUCCAUGGCCGCCCUUCUCUCAUCCGCAGCUCAUCUGCUCCUCCUGCGCACCGACGCAUUCUCAGCCACCACCAGCACCACCACCACCUCGACGACCUCCAGCGCACCCUUCUCCUCUUCGUCUUCCUCGUCGUCGCAUUCGCUGGUUGUGCACGCGUACCAAUCUGCAGCAGCAGGAGGCGCAUUGCUCUCGACGACGCGAAUCGGCCCGGGCGCUCGUCGUCGACGGUGGCGGCAAUUGACCGUGUUCUCGAGCGCGGAGCUCUUGUCGUCGUCGUCGUCGUCGUCGUCGAGCGAGAGGAGGCGGCCGAGCGCGCGCGGGCUCGUGGGCGAGGAGGAAGUGGAGGAGGAGGAGGAGGAGGAGGUGAGGCCGGAGAGUUGUGGGUCUCGAGGAGGCGGCAGAAGGAAGAGUAGCGGCGGCAGCGGGAGCAGCAGCAGCAGGAGGAGCAGGAGGAGGAGGAGCUGCUGCUGCAGCAGCAGCAGCUCGAGAGGGGCCGCAUCUGCUCGGAGUAGUAGCAGCACCAGCAGCAGUUUGCAGUGGCAGGAGUCGCUGGUGACGAUGGACGACCGCAGGAGAUUGCUGCAGCAGAAGGGGUGCAUCGUGUGGAUCACAGGGUUGAGCGGAUCCGGCAAGAGCACCGUGGCGUUUGCGAUGGAUCGGAUUCUGAAUUCCAUGGCGAAGGUGAGUUAUGUGCUGGACGGCGACAAGAUCCGCGAGGGCCUCUGUAAAGACCUGGGGUUCUCGGCUGAAGAUCGACGCGAGAACAUCCGCAGGGUCGGCGAGACUGCUGCUCUCUUCGCCGACGCAGGAUUGAUCGCUGUCGUCAGCUUCAUCUCCCCGUACAAGCGGGACCGAGACAUCGUGCGCGAGCUCGUGCCCACGGGCAAUUUCAUCGAAGUGUUCAUGGAUGUUCCUCUCGAAGUCUGCGAGGAGCGCGACGCGAAGGGCCUGUACAAGCUCGCGCGGCAGGGAGUGAUCAAAGCUUUUACCGGGAUUGACGACCCGUAUGAGAAGCCUGUGAACCCUGAAAUCGUGAUCAAGGCAGUGAACGAGCACGGCGCCUGCUACUCGCCCGACGAGAUGGCUCGCAUCAUCAUCCACCAUCUCUCCGAGAAGGGCUUUCUCUCCGAGUGAGAUUUGGACGACGCUGGAAUGCGGAGCGCUCACGGCGCCACUCAAGACGACCGAACUCUCGGUCCGCAGUCGCGUAGAUGGUUGGAAUUUGCCCCAGAAUCCAGGAUUCGUCUCUCGGCAAGAUCCUCUGGUAGGCCCAAAUCCUCCGGAGCUCAGAUCUUACCCUGGCGAGGCAGAGGCAGGAGUAAGUUCGAAAGCAGGGCUUUCAAGAUCUGGAGAAACUAGCAAAUUUUACGGUAGAGGACCAGAUAGGAAUUUUGCGACAGAGCUCGCAAGUGCCGGAGAGGUACAAGCGCUCAUGUACCCUUAAUCCUCCGGCACCUUUUGGCAGCAAUGGAAGCAGAUCGAAAGGACCGUGCCCACGCAAUACGCCGUGCUAUUAGCUCGAGAGCAGGUUAGCAUGGUAUUUUCAGUAGAUCGAGCAUCUUGUUCUGUUGCAAUUACAGAUGAGUGGGACUCCACCCACAAGUGCCUGGUCAGGUCAACAAGCCUGGAUGGACGCAUUGUAGCUUCGGGCAUAUUGCCCCUUGUGCGAUCGAGAGUGCUGUUGCCCAUGUCGUCCAGUUGUUGAUGAGCAUUCCACUGUCGGUUAGUCUGUCUCAGAACUCCACUUCCCGGGAUCUUUUCUCGACAAGCACUUUGCCCGAUGACAGAAUUGGCUGAGAUCCUGGAUUCCAAAGCUCAUAGAUGUCUGGUUGCCCAGGCUUGCAGCUCGUACGAAAUUGAAACGGAGAAUUGAAUCCUGCCUGAGUAGCAACCACUGCUGAUUAGUGAAAAGCGGAGAGACGAUAUAUUCUGCUGUGACCCAUCUCUCGGAGUUUCUGGGCGCUACAGAGCUCAUGUCAUAAGCUCAGAGUCAUAAGCUCCUGUCCUCUGCUGGACAGGAGCUUAUGACAGAAAGUCAUUGUUUUCGCUAGUUUUGAAGUCUUUCCAGUACUCACGUUUCUGAUCAUCUCUGUUCUCGCAAAGUUCCGAGUUUGCCAGCUUCUCUACACUUUCCGUGCCGUUUCAAGCUCAAGUCCAAACUCUCAUUGCAUUUCUGCUGGCACACGCUGCAUCUCGUGAAAGAGCACUAGAUUGUAGCAGUAGAGAAGGAGACCUCAUUCUGGUCACGAACAGGUUUCAGAUCGCUAUUGUAAACUGAAAGGUUUGUCUUAGUCUCCAAGGAUGGUCCAAGGUGGUUGUUUAGAGAAUUCAAGUUGUUUGUAUCGACAUAUGUCGGUGGCGGUUCAUUAGCUUCCGGACAAAGUGAAAUGUACACUGCUCCAAAAUUCAUGUGCAGCGUUCUCUUGGCGCGACCCUCUGGUUUCGUAGCUCUCGUGCCAGCCUGGUUCUGUUUCUUGAUUCAAGUGCUGUGACUGUAGGUAGACCCCUGUAACAGACAGGUUACCAUCUCUGGGUGUUGGAGAGCAGGAGUAGUGCACUUCUCCUGCUUUCUGACGCAGCUGGAGU
Molecule: messenger RNA, 2962 nt
Organism: Marchantia polymorpha subsp. ruderalis
Lineage: Eukaryota; Viridiplantae; Streptophyta; Marchantiopsida; Marchantiales; Marchantiaceae
Source: the annotation of a GenBank genome assembly